Molecule: messenger RNA, 1827 nt
Organism: Drosophila hydei
Lineage: Eukaryota; Metazoa; Arthropoda; Insecta; Diptera; Drosophilidae
Gene: Trp1
Product: translocation protein SEC62
Exons: 4
Coding region: 136-1482 (448 amino acids)
Biological process (GO): post-translational protein targeting to membrane, translocation
Cellular component (GO): endoplasmic reticulum; endoplasmic reticulum membrane
Source: RefSeq, a predicted model, not a curated record
CUACUGCUCAGAUUUAAUACUUUCUAGACUUGCUUAGCGAGUGCAACACGUCACGGCUCGGGAAAAGAAAUACAUCGAUCUGCUACACUACUUAUAUGAAUAUUAUUUCCUAUAUAUAUCAAAUACAAGUGCAUAAUGAGCGAUGAGGAGCGCCUUUCCCAAGGGGGCGAGGAGGAGGAACAGGAAAUCUUCGAUGACGGAAUGGAAUACACCGAACCCGGACAGCAAAAGGCCGACAAGCCUUCGAAAGAUGAAAAGAAUGUCGCAAAAUGGCUGAAAAAGAAUGUGAAGACAAAGAAAACGAAAUUUUUGAGUCAUAUAGUCGAGUACUUUACGUCGAGUAAAGCCAUCGAUGGGCUAAUGAAGUCAAAAUUCGCCGAGGGUGAUAAUGCACUAUUUAGCACACGUGAACAGGUCGUAGAGUUUUUGGAUGUUAUGCUGGAGCAUAAGUUUUUCCAUCGCGCCAAAAAGGUGCCCGUUACACUGGAAGAGCUGCGUAGCAAGUCGGAGAAAAAGUCCGAAACGACCAAAGCCCAGGAUAAGGAGAAAACUGAAACGACAGGCGGAAAGACCAAUGUAAAGUCCUCAUCAUCAUCGGAUAAAAAAGACACCGAUCCAGAGGUCGAUGGGGAUGCGGCCCAGGCUGCUACUACCGGCGAUAAAAAGGAGAAAAAGAAACGCAAAAUUCGUCUGGACAUGCAUCCAGAACAAAUCUUUGUCGAUGGCUCCGAGGCAUAUGUGUGGAUCUAUGAUCCGAUUCCUCUGCACUAUUGGAUCUUUGGCUUUAUAUUGCUUCUCGGCGCUGUUGGCAUUUGCCUGUUUCCACUCUGGCCGCCGAUGCUGCGCAAAGGUGUUUACUAUUUGUCGAUAGCGGCUGCGGGUUUCUUGGUGUUCAUUUUGGCUCUAACUGUCGUGCGUCUGGUUGUGUUUACCAUUGUGUGGGCUCUGACUGGCGGCAAACUGCAUUUCUGGAUCUUUCCGAAUUUGACCGAAGAUGUUGGCUUCUUUGCCUCCUUCUGGCCAUUGUAUGAGAGCAAUUACGUUAACGAUGCAUCCGCAACAGCAUCCGCCUCGAAGUCUGAUAAGAAAUCCAAAUCCAAGUCAAAGAAAAAGGAGAAAGACAGCGACGGCGAGGAGGAUACGGCUGUUGAUGCCGAUGGCGAUGGGGACGCUGACGCCGAUGUCGAUGCCGAUGCGGAUGCAGAUGCAGAUUUGGAUGCCGCACCCCUGGAGCCCGAGAAAAUUGAGCUAAUUAAGGAGCAUGAUGCCGACAUGGAGGUGCGAAAACGACGUAAAGUUGGUGCUGAUGAAUACGAGGACGAUGACGAAGAUCUGCCUGAAGGCGAGGAGAAGGAGCCACCGGCGCAAGCCAAGGACACCAAAGCUGGCACGCCGCGAAACUCGGAAUCGGAUUCAGAGAGCUCAAGCAAAGAUUACGAAAUAAUUAGUUCAAGUGAAGUGCAAAACGUUGCGGGCAACUAAGCGAAAACAAACUGUGGCAGCAGCAGUAAAACGAAACUCGGACAGAAUCUAUGCUUUACUGUAUUUAAAUCAACCACAUCCAAUUCUAGCUAAUUGAUAAGGCAAUUCAAACGACAAUUCACGUUGAUUCCAAGCAGAUUCAAACAUAUGUCGGGCUUUUCCAGGCAUUAAGCAAGCAGUCCAUAAAUAGAAAUUCAAAUUGUUUUCUUUGUAGUAAAAAUAUAUAUAUAAUUUAGUUCUUGAUAUUGUGCCUAAUGAAUUCCUACCAUAGACAGAAAUAUGGCCCAAAGCAUUUCGAUUUUGCUACUCUCUUUAAUCUUAUUUACGGCAUGAGCUCUCAAAUUG